This is a messenger RNA of Chara braunii, 4469 nucleotides long. Lineage: Eukaryota; Viridiplantae; Streptophyta; Charophyceae; Charales; Characeae. The record is from the annotation of a GenBank genome assembly.
UAGGUUGACCAUGUAUAAGUGUUGUAUAUUGACAGGGAGCUGAUUGUCGAAGAACGAGAUGGCGGGCGAUGAACUCAAUCAGGCCGAUGGCGCGGGCCAGCGGUCGRUUACGUUGGGUCAGCUGGUUGCUCUACUGGAUCGGCGCGCGGUGACGCGAUCCAACAUCCCGAAGGUUYCGAUCUUCCACUUCAAAGGAGAUAAGGUGUCAGAGUGGCUUGAGUUGCUCGAGCAAAUUACUGACGAGAUGACAKAAGAAGAAAAAUCCCGUCAAAUCUCUAAGUACGUCUGGUGGGAGAUGCGGCYGGAAGUUAUGCGGGUAGCAACUGAGGCCGCAGGAAAUUGGGGGAACUUUAAGGCAGAAAUGCAGAGGCGGUAUCAGUUGGGAGAUGGCCUCCUUACAACGGAGGACUUGGAAAGGCUAGAGAGGUCYGAUUUCACGACGGUGGGUGCCUUCGCGACGGCGUUCGAGAAGAUGGCGAGGAAGGUUCCAGGGUUGGCCGAGGAGUCCCAAUGUGCCAUCUUCCUAAGCAACUUCACGGAAUGCGAGAGUAUUUCCCUGACCAGAAGAGGGGCCAUAGGGAGGAAGUUUACUUGGGAAACGGUGAAGCAAAGCUUGGCAGAUGGGGAGUUGGACCAGGUGGAAGAUGAUGAUGACGAUGAGGAAGAAGAACCGGUGAAGCUGACAAAAAGUCAGAGAAAGGCGAGGAACCAGGCCUUAGGUGGUCAAGGUUCGGGGAAGAAUACAGGAGUACAAGUCGUCRCGCCAGCCCAAGUAAAUGCCAAUCAGGCAAGCACGAGUGCAGCGCCACCACAGGGACCAGCGCCGGUUGGACCUUGGUCAGGGACCAUUCCUCCAAUUUGGCCGGGGUAUAGUCCAUAUGGCCCAUGGCCGUUUUACAACCAAGUCGGGCCGUCUGUGGGAGGACCGACUGURCAUGUUGCAGGAGGAUACCCCAAUACGCCGGCUCAAGGAGUGAACUGGCAAGGGGGGGGCCAACCGCAGCAGCAAGCMCCCCCGCCUCAAGUCAACCAACCCGGUCAAGCAGAGGGUCAAGGACAAGGUCAGAAACAAGGAGGUAACGGGCAGAGCAGUCAGGGCCGAGGCAAUGGAGGUCGCGGACGGGGUAACGGUAAUGGUGUACAAGGCGGUCAAGGGGGCGGACGUGGAGUCAAUUGGAAUGGGCAAGGCGGGAAUGAUAGGCCAAGGUUCGAUUGGAGAAAUUUCAUUUGCCAUCAUUGCGCACUAAAAGGGCAUACCUUCAGGUUUUGCCAAAUUCGGAAAGUAGAUGAGGGAAAUGGCCUYAUCUCGACAAACAUGGACGGAGAUGUCUGUGAUAAGUAUGGGAAAUAUAUUGACCCUAAGAUUGCAGGUGGUAUGCGCAGGGAGGCGCUUCGUCGAGCCGAACUAGGUCCGCCACCACCGGCCAUGUUCCGACUCUGGCAAGAGGAAGAUGUCAGGUCAACGAUAAAAGUGGAGGAACUGGCCAAUAGUGAGUCCAAARAGGAUAUCAGGAGGGAAGAGUCAGUCGUGAUAGAUGAGGAGGAGGAAGAAGAAUCGUAUUGCCAAGGAAGGGCUAUCGACACCAUGGAGCGAAUGGAAGACCUCGUAGAGAAGAUGCAGAGGUUGAAUUUGAAAAUGAGGUAUAUUUGCGACGAGGUGGCGAAAUCGAUGGUUUACUUACUAUGCUCAGAGACGGGGCCAUCGAGUGUCAAACCGGCUUGUCAGACCUUGGGAUCAACCCCGCGAUCAGGCAUUACAUUCCAACCUCCUCGAGGGCAACCCACAUUCCCGCAAGCAGUAUGCACGAGGAGUAAGAAAGGAGAUCCCAGUAGCAGUCAGGAACCUCCGAGCGAAAGUCAGUCACGGGAGAAGGAGUUAGUUAUCGAAGUGGGGGACGAAGGCAAGGAGGAUGAGGAAGAUGAGCGGCUAAGGAAAGAAGAGGAAGAGCAAGCUGCUCAACGCGCAAAGAAGAGAAAGCCGGGAGAUAGGCCAGAAAGAGCGGCAAAAGGAGAAGGCUCGCGGAAGCAAAAAUAUGCGGUACCAUUGAAAGAUGGCCUGGAUAUUGAAGCCUUGGUUKAUAGGCUUCUGGACGGGCAUAAUGACCUGCUUAACUUGAAGGAUAUCCUCGCCUCUGCGCGUAAGCUUAGGGAAGGAUUCAAAACGCGGCUCUCUCGUCGAAGGGUGGCAAGCGUGCGAUUGGGAGAUUUCAUUCCAGCAGAAGCUCACUGGGCGGUUUCUGGGACAAAGAUGGAUUGGAAAUCGGUWGGGACCGGGAGCGUGAACUUGAAUAUAAAGGGUAAGCUAUGUAGUGGGAUGCUGGACACAGGAGCGGAGAUGAAUAUCAUCAAGGAAUCUGACGCACUCCGCUUAGGAAUGAAGAUUGAUCGAGUGGACUCAGGCUUCCUCUAUGGCGCAAGCGGGAAGACUCCUUUUACUGGGACGACGUCGAAUGUGRUGAUUGAAAUCGGGAAAGUGAAGAGAUGGUAUAAGGCACAGAGGGUUAGGCAGAUAAGGCAUUGGGUUGUCCCAGAUCUUAGACAUGAGGUGAGUGCCAUGUCACACACAGUACAGGCUUGGGCGGAGCUUAUAGCGACGCUUAGAGAGGCGUUCACCGCUGACAGACGACGCAUGCUGCGCAGAGAGGUUGGGGAUUACAUCCCGGAGCUCAGGGUACGCCCGCGAGCGCGGCUAGAGAGGGAUGAGGAUGAUGAGGGGCGAUUGCGACAGCAGCAGAGAGAGAGUGAGCAGCCAGAGAUUCCACGCAGGCCUAGGACAGGCAGGCGUCGAGGACGUCGGCAUAGAGGGGAUUAUCUAGAGGAGAGUGAUCACGUGYUGACGGUUGAUAUUGGGAGGACCCUCCCGACGUAUGAUGUGGGGGAGGAGGCCUUGUUAGUAGGGUCUCAGAGACAGAGUGUCUUAUCUACUCCAGAGAUUAGGACAGUGCCAGCGCCAGAGACAUGUCCGGCUGAGAUAGGGGUUAGAGACCGUGGUGCGCCUGAGACAGAUUGGACUACUCCACCUACACCCAUACGGGAUGGGGGGGAGGUUUCCCUACAACUUGUGUUGACGAUUGCUUCGGCCCGGCCUACAGAGACAGAUACCAUGGAGGGAGUGGUUCCCGAUACUGCGUCGGAGAGGCCUUAUCGAUGGAGAGACACACGGGACAUGACACUAGAUCUCCCGCAAAGGGAGCUACCGCUUAUAAUAGGGUCUGCCACUAUAGGACCGAUGCAGGAGCACGAGGAGCCUCAGCCUGAGUGGCCGCGAGAGACGACGCCGAUGCAUGAUGAGCUAGGGUAUGAUGGGCAGAGGGUCCAGUCUCGGUCAGAGCCGGCAGUGGAGGAUGGUGAGAGAGGUGCGAUGGGACCCUCAUCAUUGGACGGAUCACCGUUACUGAGCGAGAGUCGAUUGGUUGAGCAGCCAACUGAGCCUGAGGGUUCAUUGACUGCCCAACUAUAUGACAUGGAGUCUCCUAGGAUGCAGAUGCGACAGGAGGUAUCCCAGCCCUCGGCCAUGGACAUGGAGACAGAGCGAGUUGAGGCCGAGGUUUUGGGGCUAGAUAAAGAGGGUCUCACGGAGGACAUGCAGACCCAGCGAGUGGAGACGUCACCACUAGACUUUGGGGAUAYUCCACGACGAGAUGGUGAUCAGGCUAAGGCCAGUAUGAGGGGGCACAUUGAGGCAGGCACGGAGCAUACCCAGGACGCAUCUCCGACUCAUGAGGAGGAGAGCAUGCCGGAGUCUCGGGGACCAAUAGAUCAUGAGCCUGUCAUGAGGGAUGCAUGGCUAGCCGAGGAGAUGGGACAGAUGCCAUUAUUACAUUUUCCAGCUUGGCUGGCUUUUGAGCGACUGGGCCAGGCCGCGAGACCACACUUGUCGGUUGAUCAGACCAYUGGUGGGCUCACGGUACUGUAUGACGACUUAACCUUGCAGAGGAACUAUAUUGGUAGUGGCCUCGUAGCAGCUCGACUGGCGAUAGAGCAGGUUCGGGAUUACACGAGGAGAGUUGUCAUCCGACCCUUUGAGUUGAGUUGCGACAGACAGAUGGAGCACGAUGCACUGAGAGAGGUGGUGAGUGAUCUCCGCACAUUURUUGAGRGGAAGAARGUCCAGACUCUAGAGGAGGCCGAGGCGGUCCUCAGGAUUCAGGAGAGAGAGGCGAGUGAUAGGCGUGCCCAGGUUCAGAGGGUGCUCAGAGAGUAUGAGCCACCUGCUGACGCGACAGAUAGAGAUAGGCUCGAGCGCAGGGUUGUCCUUGAGACCGUGCGAUCAUCUCAGUUGGAGAGCCAGAUCUAUGAGUCUCGUGUGGAAACAGGGAGUCAUGGAURAUUCUCACAGUAUGGAAMUAUACUCACUUCCCCUGCAUCUGUGAUGUUUGUACCUGUUUAUUGGUUGUGAGUAAGUUGUUUGAUUGUUGAACAAAUGGUUUUUGCCCUUGAUUGCAUAUGAAUCAAUGAGUGAGAGUCAG